AGCUAGAAUCUCUUUUGGUGAAGAAACUUUACUAAACCUGGUACAGUGCAAUACGUUGCUGCUAAAUCUUUUAAAGCAAUGGAUAAAAGAUUAGGAGUGGAUAAUGUUGGUUUGACGGACAAACCAUUGUUCGUCAGAAGUAACCAAACAUUUUAUUCUAGCUACGAUAUUCCGAACUACAUCGGGGAAGCUACGUAUGGUGGCGGAGAAUGGAAGAUGAACAGAGCACAAACGCCGAAUUCGCUUCGGCCGACGGAGAUAAAGUCGAACGAAUUUAAAGAUCAUAAUGAGGAUGCGAAUGGUGGUUGCUGUGGAAAUAGUUUUGAUAUAUUUAGUGACGAAACAUCAUUUCACGGACUUAAGCACAUAAAAGGGGGAAACAACUGGAGUAGAAGAAUGUCUUGGAUUAUCAUUCUUGUCUUGGCGCUUAUUGGUCUUACCUACCAGAUAAAUCGUUCGGUGUCAAGGUACUUCGACUAUCCCACAAACACCAAUUUGAAUUACGUCACCAAGUCAGCAAUAACAUUUCCCAAAGUUACAGUGUGCAACAGCAAUAUGUUCAAGUUUGAUCAGGUGACGCCAUUGCUGGGUGGAAGUGUUCUAUUCUAUUACCACGGUCUGCAAUACCUUCGAAGCCUGACGCCCGAUAUCGGUAUAACUUCAAAUGGUAACGGGUACGGUAAGCUGGAAGACGAAACGUAUCCAGGUAAAAAAGAUCUGAAGGAAUUCAUUUGGUACAAUAGUCACCGAAUAAAAGACAUGCUUGAAGUGUGCGUUUUCAAUGGAGUCAUUUGCGGACCAGAAAAUUUCACCCUUACCUACACCAACUAUGGGGCGUGUUACGCAUUCACACCAACAACAAACAUAUCCUUGAAUAACGCAGGUCAAAGGUAUGGACUUAGCAUGAUUCUAAACGUUGAACAUUUGCAGUAUAUAACAGCUCCCCGGGAAAACGUUGGAUUUCGUAUUGCUAUUGACGGAUAUAAUGAUGACCCUGAUAUAGAAGCAUCGGGCGUGGAUGUGGGAACUGGAAUAAGGGCUUCAAUUGGACUACGGAAACAAACGAUUACAUCACUACCACCUCCUCACGGAAAUUGCAUUGUUGAUGGUGACAAGCAACUGAAAUACCAGGUGAACAAAAAGUACACACAAUCCCGCUGUCUACUUGAGUGCGAAACAGAUUACUUCAUGGAAGUCUGUGGAUGCCGCACUUUCUACACGCCUGGAAAUGAAACCCAACCGUUCUGUUCUCCUUCAAACUUAACUGGAUGCUAUAUUCCUAAAUAUGAUCAAUUCGCUGAUCAUCGGCAAGUUUAUUGUAAGUGUGAAGAAGCGUGUAGUGUUGAAAGUUUUUUGAAAACGAACUCUUUCAGUGGUUUUCCAUCACGUGGCGUUCCCCAAACAUUUGUUGUAACCAAACAAUGGAGGUAUUAUGCGCUUGCUUUUGGAUUCAACGUCAGACAAGGGAUAGAAUUUCAAAUGAACGAGAUUAUAGAGCAAAUGAUAGAAGAGACAGAGCAGUUCGUGAUAGACGCAUUCAUCGAAGUCGGUCUACCGAACUAUACAAACAAUCUGCCAACCGAAUAUAUCGAACAACUAGCUGAGCAAUUUAUGAUUUUCAACUACGAUGCAAUAUUUUACUUGACCAAUAAAAUCAGUGAUAAUAUUUUUUAUGAUCUUAUAUUCGAAUACCCAGCUACAGAAGUUGGCUCUGAAUUUCAUAACUUAACAAUCGAUGGGGCCACGGAUGAACUUUCUUACCAGAUCGACGUUAUAACUGACACUAUGACUGAAGCUGUUCAGCUCACGUACCCUUCACAUAAUUUCACCAGAGAAGACGCAAAAAAUUACAAUGAAGUACUGAUGAAGAAUAUUCUGGAGUCUGUGUAUCCUAGGAUCAGAAAUGCCAGUCUAGAAGUUGGUGUAACGAUUUAUACUACUAACGAUCUGGCCUCCUUAACACAAGAAUACAUGGUGGAUAACAUGGCUAGAGUUGACAUCUAUUUUGAGACAUUGAAGGUGGAAGAGAUCAAAGAUCAAAAAGCCUACGAGUUUUUCUCAAUCAUUUGUGAUCUUGGUGGCGCUCUUGGACUAUUCUUUGGCGCCAGUCUUGUAGCAUUUGUUGAAGCCAUAGACUUUUGGUUUAUUAAAAGAUGCUGCGGACCCAAGAAGAAAUGAACAGUCAGUCAAUGGCAUACACUGCAGUGAAUUAUUUUUAUUCACUAAAAUAAUUGGUCUGUUAGAUUAAAUUUAGUUCUAACAUAGGUAGAAUAAUUUAACAUUUGUCAAACAGGAAAAAAUUAACAGUUAUCGUUGUUAAUAACAAACAAAAAAAUGAUCGAAAUUUGAAGUUGAAGGUGCUUUUCACUUUAAAUGGAUGUUUACUUCUUUCCACUGUAAAUACUUUACAACGGUUGUCAUUGCAGACAGCAGCAAUUGGUUAGCGUUAAAAAAUACUUAUAUACCAGACUUCCACAAAGUUCACAAGUAGGUAUGUAGUUAUGACUUCAGAAUCAGGUAAUGUUUGAGUGUGAUGUGCUACUUUUCAAUUUCACUACAGUAAAGCCCUACUGUACAAUUCACACGUUUAUAGUAAAUUUCGAUUUCUGCAAAUAGCAUUAGUAAGGUCAUGCUAUUUGUGAAGCCAGGGUUGUUACUACUACCAGCAGUUUAUAACACUGCUUGUCAUUUGUUUACCUAUAGUACUAAUGGACCUUUCCGCUAGGCCCCGCCCCUUAGAUAUUUUAGGAUCCCAUAAAAAAAUAAACGUCAGUAAACUCGUGCGUUGGUUGUAAGAUAAGCGCGUAUUUCUGACCCUGAAUUGAUUGGUCAGUUGUUAGGUUUGAUGUCAGUUGUUAGGUUUGAUUGACAAUCCAAAUAAAAUGUAAAAUAUUAUUAAUUGGGGCAAAACAAUAUAUUUAUUGUAUUAUAUAUUUAGUGUACUAUUUUUUUUUAUACUGACUACAUAAAAUACUGUAGAUUGUGUAUAUAAAUGCCAGUAUCCAAAAAAGUUUUGUGCAUGAUCUACAAUUAUAUCUAUGCUAAGUCAAAGAGCCCUUUCGAGCAAAAAACUCCAACCGUAUUUCGUUUAUUUCACCGGUUAAUGGCGAUGAGCACUCAGCGGGUGGUCGACCGUCCGAGCAAGUUUUAGCUCAUGUUAAAUACUGUGUAACGAAACUACUUCAGAAGUAAAUUUUAACUUAUGCCAUGGUCAACCCACAUUCUUUGUUUACUUUCUUCUGCUGCUAUAACGGCCCACGUAUGCACAACGCGGCAUGCGUGAAUGAUAUUUGGGCUCAACAACUUAUAAUAGUUGUUCAAGCGGUUUUCGAUAGUGUGUACUGGUAAAUCGCACGGAUAUUUUUUCGCUCGAGCGGGCCACAGUCAUAUUGAUAAUAUGAUUGCAAAAUCUAACAUUGACUCUAACUACUGUAUAAUAAAAAUUGGUGCAUAGUUCUUUUAGGCAUACAGGUCUUUUUUUUUUGUAUUGCCAUUGGCAGAUAUUAUUAGCCACCGAUGGCUUUUGUAGCAAUAUACUGAAUUGAAAUUGAUUGUGUAGGAAAAAAAUU
This is a messenger RNA of Anneissia japonica, 3569 nucleotides long. RefSeq names its product acid-sensing ion channel 1A-like. The transcript is spliced from 11 exons. NCBI's taxonomy places the organism in Eukaryota, Metazoa, Echinodermata, Crinoidea, Comatulida, Comatulidae. The coding region runs from base 79 to 2178 and encodes 699 amino acids. Gene Ontology annotation, cellular component: membrane. The record is from RefSeq and is a predicted model, not a curated record. Gene Ontology annotation, biological process: sodium ion transmembrane transport. Gene Ontology annotation, molecular function: ligand-gated sodium channel activity.